Culex quinquefasciatus (southern house mosquito) is the source of this 4685-nucleotide messenger RNA. RefSeq names its product Fanconi anemia group I protein (gene FANCI). Lineage: Eukaryota; Metazoa; Arthropoda; Insecta; Diptera; Culicidae. The record is from RefSeq and is a predicted model, not a curated record. Gene Ontology annotation, biological process: DNA repair. Gene Ontology annotation, molecular function: DNA polymerase binding. Bases 141 to 4562 code for a protein of 1473 amino acids. The transcript is spliced from 8 exons.
AGCGCGCGCAAACUGCUGUUUGUCAUGUUGUUUCAUGAAAUUCAAUUUUUGAAAUUCCAACUUGGAUUGAUGAGCUUGUCCAGUGUUUCGUUUAAAAUGUGUUAUAAGUGAGUGAUUUUAUGCCAUAAAUACUGUUCAAAAUGGUGCCAAACAUUGCCGCGGCCGUCAUCAAGCUCGGCCAGCAGAAGAAGAACGACGAGCUGAAGGAAAUCCUGGAACGGAUUCCGACCAAGGAGUUGGUGGACCUGGUUUCGUCGAAUAUCGGGGGCGCGGAUGGGUUCACGCUGUGGCACUUUGUCCUGCUGGGGAUGACCCACUCGAGCAAGACCAGCGACAAACGGUUCCAGAUCACGAUGGCCGUGCUGCAGCAGUUGAAUCGGGUGGAACUGGCGACGAAGGUUGCGUUUGAUAUUGUUUCGCGGCUGGUGCUCGAUUUGCCCAAGUUUGGGCCGGACCAGCUGGUGGAGAUCUUGGAGUAUUGUGUGGAGUCGAUCCGGGCUGGGGAUCCCAAGUGUAUGGGUUGGAAGGAUUUGCUGCCGGAUGUGCUGUCGCUGCUGAGCCAGCAGGUGGGCCGGAUCAGCGUGAAUGGGUUCAUUAUGACGGGGGUGGAGUACAGGAAGAAGGUGCUGGACGAGCUGUUCAAGAUGAAGAUUCAGAACGGGAUCUUGACGUCGUUUACCGGGAUGUUUCGGGAGGUUCAGUUGAGCAGGGAGGAGGCGACUUUGCUGGUGGGGAAGGUUUGUGACGCCAUUCGGCACCUUGAAGCGCUGGAGAUUCCGGCGUUGACAUUUCAGCUGUUUCACGUGUGCCUGAAGUAUAGUAGCUUGCUGGUUCUGCCGAUUUAUUCGCUGCAGAAGUACUUUCACAAGCAUUAUUACAAGAAGAUUGCGUCGAACGACUGUGGAGACAGCACCGACUUUGAUAGCAUUGAACCCGUUUCCGACAAAGAACUCCGCGAAGCGGAAGAAACCAUCCUGUAUCACCUCUCAAACGUAACGGAAUUCCGUCUGGACGAAGCCCAGGUCGUCGCCAUGUUCAAACCCUUCCAAAACAUGCCGGAGUUCCUGCUCACCCCGUUCGUCAUCAGCGCGCUGAUCGCGAUGAGCAAGAUUAACCGCACUCCGGACACCAUGAAGGUCGUCUCGUCCCAAGUGAUGGCCUUCCUGGUGCGGCUCGUCGCCGAAAACGAACACGAGCGCGAGCUCUGCCAACGGUCGGCGUGGUGUCGAGGACGGAUCGAAUCUGCGGUCGUCCCGGACGUGAACCGCAUUCUGACCAUCCUGACCGAGCACAGCCAGGAGGGGAUGGAGGUGGUCACACCGGGUGUGAUUCACUUUGGGUUUGCGCUGUUGAUUGCGAAGAAGCAGCCAAAGUUGCACACGAUCGCGAUCGCCUUUUUGCAGAACUUUAUCAAGAAGCGGUUCAUCUUUGGCAACGGGAUCGUGGACAAGUUGAAGCAGUAUCUGUUUGUGGAGUUGGAAGCGAUGCAGUUUUCCGAGUGUUUGAUCACGUUGAGCCUGACGAGUGCGUUGACGCUGUCCGAGUGCGGGUCGUCGAUCAGCUAUAUUUUGGAGUAUUUGCUGCUGAUCGACGGCCACCACGCGAUGCGCAUCAUCACCUUUCUCUUUCCGCUGAUCCGGAUCUCGCACACCAUCCGGGACGCGUUCAUCGAGGUUCUGCGCAAGGCCAUGCACCACAGCGAAACGCGCACCCGCAUGAUGGGCGUGUUUGGCUUUUGCGCCCUGCUCAAGCAGCUCAAGAACAACAACUCGCGGCGGGCCGUCCUCGGCGGUUCGGCCGGCAACCUCACCCAGCUGUCCAUUUCCGGGAUGUCGCUGCUGUCGCAAUCGACGAUCGGUCGGGCGGACAAUCCGGACGUGCACUUUGACAUGCUGACGCUGGAGAUUUUGGGCAUUCUGAGGCGCUGCUUCACGCAGACGGUGGAGAUUCGUGAGCUGCUGUACGAGUCGCUAGGGCGGGCCGUCGAGUUCAACGGGAAGCUGCUGCCGCACGUGCUGCAGUUUGUGGACUGGCACUUUAGUGGGUACUUUGGCGAAUCGCUCGAGGGUGCGCUCGAGAUUGACUUUGAAAAGUGCGUGCGCUAUCGGCAGGGCGCGAGCGAGGACGUGUCGGCCGGCGAUCAACAGCUGGAGAUUUACGACAACGUGGGCAAGCUGACCGCGUUUAUGGUGCACUGUAUGACGCUGGCCGAUCAGCAGCAGGACAUGGGCCACGAUUGCGAUGGGGCAAGGAAGCUGCUCGAAGAUGUGGUGAACAAAAUAGACGGAGUCACGUUGGAUAGCUUGGGCAUUAUCGGAACGCUCGACCCGAAAACCUGUGUGAUUGCGUGCCACUACUUGAACACCGUCGAAGCCGGCAUGAGCUACUGCAUCUGGAAGACCAAACCGGACAACGGCGCGCUGCGAGAUCUGUUGAAGCUCUUCAAGCAUCACCAGAGUUGCAGUGAAAAAAUUAAGAAAAUGGAACCGAAAAAGGCAGGCAGGAAGGCGGCCAACAACGAAACGAUCGCGUCGACGGCGGCUGCGGGAGCGUCUUCCGCGAAGAGCUUGUCCUUCAGGCCGGAAAAUGUGUGGGAUCUGGCGACGGUCGAGCGGCUGCUGCGCAUCGUGUUCGAUGACUCCACCGCGUACGCCACCGAGGAGGACCUGGAGGCGCUCCGCUCGAAUCGUGACUUUACCCAGUUUGUGCUGCGGGUGGCCACCGAAAAGCUGGAAGCGCUCCGCACCACGCCCGAGUACUGGCAGAUCAAGCACAGCAAGCGCAUAUUCCACCACCUGUGCGAGUGCGGCAAGAUCGCGUACGACCGGUGCGUGAAGCGAACCAACGAGCUGUGCUCGAAUGGGAACGUGCAGGUUGCGUUGGCCGCCGUGGAGUGCUUCCGGCAGGCGAUGCUGACGGCGCUGGCGGUUUACGAGCGGAAGUUUGUGGAUUUUCUGAGGAUGAUCAGCUGCUCGCUGGGGACGGCUUUUCGGGGGGAUUUGCUGCAGACGCUGCACGGGAUUGUGGAUAGGUUUUUCGAGGAUGGGGCGGAGUUGGAGGUGGCUGGGGAGAAGACGAUUCAUGGUUUGUUGGUUUGCUUGGAGAUUCUGUACACGUCGGAGGGGUUGGAGAUUACGCACCUUAACGGUGCCUACUCGUGGCUGCAGGAUUUUUGCGUGAACCACAAGUUGAAGGUGAAGUCGCUUGGGAUUGUGCAUCGAAUUUUGUUCGAUUUGCGGUUGAAGACGCAAACUGGGGCUUAUUUUGAUACGGUUUCGAUGUUGGUUGAGAAAAAGUACGGUCAAAUACACGAGGAAGAGUUGGCGCCCAGCUUCGCGCUCAAGUCGAUCAGCUCGAUCACGGUCGAGUCGGCGCUGAUGGCGCUUUGCAGUGUGACCAAGCAGCAGCUCGACGACGUGGAGCAUUUCGUGCUGAGGACGAACAGCGUGCUCGGCAGGUUGAAGAUCUACGGCCAAGGCGAAAAUGAUGAGUAUCUCCACCAGUUGAAGACCAUCGAGCGAUCGAUGUGCUCCCAGCUCGUGCACAUCAUGUCGGUGGCAACGCACCUGGCCAACACGCAGCUCACACUCGGAACCUGCAUGGACGCGCUGCUGAAGCUGCUGAUCAGUCUGUACGGUUGUCUGACCAACCUGGCGAAGCACUUUAUCACGCGGCAUGCGGUGGCGGCCGUCUCGCACGAUUCCACCAAGUUCAACCUGGUCAUCAAAUCAUCCAAGCCGCUAGCAGAGAAAAUCUACCUUCUAUUUCCGCACAUCGAGGAGAACAUCCUCGGUCAGUCGGAAGAAGGUGGCGGCGACGACGAGGAAGCACCGCGCAAAUCAACCACCGACGCCAAACGGAACCGCGAAAAGGUCCUCCGCCAGACGAAGCUCAUCCCGAAGGUCGUUUUCCGCAUCGAAACGUUCAACAAGUUUGUGCUCCUCCUAAGCAAGAAGACCAAAAAGGACCUCACCUACCUCCUCCACCUGGGCACCGUGCGCGAUUUCCGCAUUCGCGAACCGGCCCUCGUGGAAGCCAUCCGAAAAGUGUGCGACGGACAACCCGUGGACGAAACCACGUCCGAGUUUGGCGACCUCGCGGAUUUGGACGCGCACGACGAAGACGAAGACGACGCAGCUCCACUGGUCGAGAAACCCUCCGACUCCACGGCCGGCCCAGCCCCAUCCAAGUCGAUCGGCGUCGAGGAGAGUCAACUGGACGAGCAGGAGUCCAACACCGACCUCACCGAGCUGGGCAACGAAAACCUCGCGCUUAAAAAUCUCGCCCUGCUCAACGAAAAGAGUCGCCGUCGGUCGAGCAAGAAGCGUAAAACUGCCGACGCCACGGCAGAAGAUGCGGAACGAGUUGCUGCCGUGCCGGAGGUUAAAAAGAGAAAGGUCACCACCAAGGGGGGCGGAAGCAAAAAGGGUAGCACUUCGCCCAAGAUUAACAAACGGGCGCUGGAGACGAUGAACGAGAUCGCUGCACCGCUGGCGAAGGUAACGACCACGCGGACGCUUGGGCCGAAGCGAUCAAAGGGACUGGCGGUGAAGAAGUCGUGAGUUUUUUGGGUAGAUUUGUAAGAAUGAAAAAGUACAAUUUAGUACCUGUGUGCUAGUGAAAGUGCAGUUUUUGAACUUUUUUUUGCGUUGAAUAAAAUUCAAUACUAUAAUGUUUCAACAAAA